AUGGCGUCGAUGGACAAGUUCUUCAGCAGCUAUGCUGCACGAAAUGCCACCCUCGAGGCAAGCGGCAACCCUUUUGCCAAAGGUAUCGCCUGGGUCAAAGGAGAUCUCGUUCCUCUCUCCAAGGCGCAGAUCCCUCUGACAGACCAGGGUUUCUUGCACAGCGACCUAACUUACGACGUGCCGUCUAUCUGGGACGGGCGUUUCUUCCGUCUGGACGACCAUCUCUCUCGACUCGAAGCAAGUUGCCACAAACUUCGAAUGCGACUACCGCUUCCAAAGGAAGAGUUAAAGCGCAUUCUAGAAGAAAUGACUAGGAAAAGCGGAAUCAAAGAUGCAUUCGUUGAGUUGAUUGUCACUCGGGGAAUGGUUGGCGUGCGCGGAAACAAGAUCGAAGAUCUCCUCAACAACAACUUGUACAUGUUUAUUCAGCCUUAUGUCUGGGUUAUGGAGCCAGAAGUUCAGCGCACUGGUGGCAGUGCUAUUAUUGCUCGUACUGUUCGGAGGACUCCUGUUGGCUCUAUGGAUCCAACUGUCAAGAAUCUGCAGUGGGGUGACUUAACUCGCGGUUUGUGGGAGGCCGCGGAUCGCGGUGCGACGUACCCAUUUUUGACAGAUGGUGAUGGCAACCUCACUGAGGGUUCCGGAUUCAACAUCGUUCUCGUCAAGAACGGAGUUCUCUAUACUCCCGAACGCGGCGUCCUCGAAGGAAUCACCCGCAAGAGUGUGCUCGACGUGGCUCGAGCCAAUGGUAUCGAAGCCCGGGUGGAGUUCGUGCCAGUGGAUAUGGUUUAUCACUGUGACGAGCUGUUCAUGUGUACGACUGCUGGCGGCAUCAUGCCCAUCACUUCUCUGGAUGGGAAGCCUGUGAACGGUGGCCAGAUAGGACCUAUCACCAAGCGGAUCUGGGACGGAUAUUGGGCCAUGCAUUACGAUUCACGAUAUAGCUACGCCAUUAACUACGGGGAGCGACAGUCCGCAGAUACCACCCGUGCGCAGAGGCUCUAG
This is a messenger RNA of Penicillium lagena, 1005 nucleotides long. Its product is annotated as aminotransferase class IV. Lineage: Eukaryota; Fungi; Ascomycota; Eurotiomycetes; Eurotiales; Aspergillaceae. Gene Ontology annotation, biological process: carboxylic acid metabolic process. The transcript has a single exon. Gene Ontology annotation, molecular function: catalytic activity. The coding region runs from base 1 to 1005 and encodes 334 amino acids. The record is from RefSeq and is a predicted model, not a curated record.